AUGACUUCAAAUUCACCUACUUCCUUAUCAAAUAUUAUAAAUCACGUUAUAGAUUCAACUACAACUAAUUCUAACACUACUAAUAAAAUUAAUAGUCAUAACAUAACCACUAAUAAUUAUUCAACCAAUAAUCAAUACUCACAACAACAACAGCCAAAUACCAUGUCAUCUAAUCACCAUAGUAAUACAAUCAAUUCAAUAUCAAAUUUAAUCAAUAAUCCAAUAAAUAAUGAUAAUUCAACUAAUAAAAAUUAUAAUACCCCACAAUUACCAUUUAAUCCACAACAACCACACCAACAAAAUUUGAAUUAUAAUCAAACAAAUAUACCACAUAUAAAACAUGAGAAUAUACAAUAUUUAAAUGAUAAUAACCAGUAUAAUAAUCAAAAACAAUCUAGUGAUAAUAUAUCACCACCAUCUCCAUCUUUUUCAACUGAAGAUAUGGAUGGAAUAAACGGAAAUAAUAAUAAUGGUAGUACAAAUAAAAAAUCAAUUUUAUCAACAAGUUCACCAGAAGGUAUACAAGUAGCUUCUAAAAUAACUCCAACAAGAUUAGCUAAUUUAUUAAUUAGAAAAGGUCCUUUACCAAUAAGACAUAUAACAUCACAAUUAUCUUUGGAAGUAUCAUCAUUUGAAUUAUUAAGUUUAAGUAAACAAAGAAGAUUAAUAAUGGCAGCAAUGGAACAAUUAGAUCCUAUUAAUAAUGUUGUAUUUGAAAAAAUUGGUUGGGGUCAAUGGGCAGUUAGAAAAGUUGAUAGUGAUUAUAUUGUAACAGAAGGUACAGAACAACAACAACAACAAAAUAGUCAAUUAAUAAAUCAAUCUCCCAAUAAUUUAGAAGAUAGUAAGAAAUUAAAUAAAAAAUCUCAUUCUCAUUCUUUUGGAGAAGGUGAUAAAAAAUUGAUAAACAUAAAUGAUUUAAGAAACCAAACAAAUUUAAAAUUAGGUUGGUCUAAGAAGAAAAAUAGUAACACUAAUACUAUCACAAAUAGUAAUUUAGAUAAAUUUAGAAGAGAAUCAAUAACAAAUCAAGUUAAAAAUUUACAUAAUUUAAAAUUACCAAAUGAAAGUAUUGAUAAUGCUAUAGCAUCAGAUAGUGAUGAAGAUUCAGAUGCAGAAGAUGAAAAUUUAUUAGGUGAUGAAAGACAAAGAUUAAGUGAACAAAUGGAUCAAGAUGAAAGAUCUUAUUCUGAAGAUGAUGAAGAAGAGGAAGAAGAAGAUGACGACGACGACAAUGAAGAAGAAGAUGAUGAAGAAAUUAAAGAAGAAAAUGAAGAUGAAGAAAUGUUUACAUUUGAUGAAUCAAUACGAUCUACUCAAAUACAGAACAAAAUCAAAUCAAAAAGAUCUUCUCCUCCAAUAAAAUUUGCCAAGAGAGUACCUACAAAAUUUAGUCCACCACCAAUAUCAUCAUCAUCAUCAUAUGAUUCAAAAACAAGAAGAAGAAAAUCAAGUUCAUCAGUUGCAUCAAAUUCAAUAUCAAAACCUUCAACAUUAAGAAAUUAUCAUUAUUAUCAUCAUCCUUCAUCACAACAUAUAUUAUUAAAUCAAACAAGAUCAAGAUUAAAUUCAAUUGAAAAUUUAGAUAAUUAUUUAAAUAAUUCAAAUUCAAAUAGAAAUUCAACUGUUUCAAUAAAUCUGCCACCUCCAGCUAUAACUUUUAAUAAUUAUUCGAAAGAUGAAAUUGGAAGAAAUGGAUCAAAUUCUGCAUUAAGUAGUUCUCCAAUUAAUAAUGGCAAUAGCACCUCAAAUAAUAAUAAUGGAGUUAAUAAUAAUUUACAAUCUCAAAAUUCAAAUUAUAUUCAUAAUGAAGAUAUAGCAAAAUCAAAUAAAAAUAGAAGAAAAUCUUCUUUUAAUGAAUCUCAUGUUAGAUCAACUUUAAAUCAAGAAAGAAUUAAUUUACAAAAUAGCAUUACUAGUAAUAGCAAUGGUAAUAAAUCAGUUAUUGAAGAUAGUGAUACUGAUGAAGAAGAUUGGCAAAGUAUCGGACCUGAAUAUUUAAGACAACAAAGAUCAAUAACAAAAACUUUAGAAAGCAGUAAGAAUAAUAAUGGUAAUUUUAUAUCAAAUGAAAAUUUAAAUAAUAAUACUUCAAAUGAUGGUACAAAUUCAAAUGAUGAAGUAAAUGAAGAUGAAAAAUCUGCUGCUUUUGCAUUAGUUAAUUUAAUGUCUGUUUGA
Molecule: messenger RNA, 2178 nt
Organism: Lodderomyces pseudojiufengensis
Lineage: Eukaryota; Fungi; Ascomycota; Pichiomycetes; Serinales; Debaryomycetaceae
Gene: STB3
Product: Stb3p
Exons: 1
Coding region: 1-2178 (725 amino acids)
Biological process (GO): positive regulation of transcription from RNA polymerase II promoter by glucose
Cellular component (GO): nucleus
Molecular function (GO): sequence-specific DNA binding
Source: RefSeq, a predicted model, not a curated record